This is a messenger RNA of Diorhabda sublineata, 2974 nucleotides long. It is a transcript of the gene Tpi, whose product is annotated as triosephosphate isomerase. Bases 158 to 925 code for a protein of 255 amino acids. The record is from RefSeq and is a predicted model, not a curated record. Lineage: Eukaryota; Metazoa; Arthropoda; Insecta; Coleoptera; Chrysomelidae. Gene Ontology annotation, cellular component: cytosol. Gene Ontology annotation, biological process: glyceraldehyde-3-phosphate biosynthetic process; gluconeogenesis; glycerol catabolic process. The transcript is spliced from 2 exons. Gene Ontology annotation, molecular function: triose-phosphate isomerase activity.
UAUUUACUGUUUUGUGUUCCGUCCUAAUAGCAGUUCAAACGUCCUUUGUGUGACCUCAACGCCCGAAAUCUGAAAUAAGUGAUCAAAAAAUACCGUAGAUUUCAAAAAAUUCAAAUAAUAAAAAAGUACAUUUUAUAUUAACCAAAACCCAAUCAAAAUGAGUGCAAAAUGUCCUAAUGAAUGUCCCCGUAAAUUUGUGGUUGGCGGUAAUUGGAAAAUGAAUGGAAGUAAAAAACAAAUUGAUGAAAUUAUAUCUUUUCUUAAGGCCGGACCUUUAGACUCUAACACAGAAGUCGUUGUUGGUGUUCCUGCGGUGUAUCUUGAAUAUGUCCGUAAUAAUCUUCCAGCAAACAUUGGAGUAGCUGGACAAAACUGUUACAAAGAAGAAAAAGGUGCAUUCACUGGAGAAGUUUCACCACUAAUGUUGAAAGAUAUCAAUGUAGAUUGGGUAAUUUUAGGUCAUUCAGAAAGAAGGCAAAUUUUCAAAGAAACUGAUGAUUUAAUAGCUGAUAAAGUAGCAUUUGCUUUAGAAAAGGGACUUAAGGUCAUAGCUUGUGUAGGUGAAACAUUGGAACAGCGUGAAAGUGGCAAAACAGAGGAAGUUGUUUUUGCUCAGACACAAGCAAUAGCAUGUAAAUUGAAAGAUUGGACAAAUGUUGUAAUUGCAUAUGAACCAGUAUGGGCGAUUGGUACUGGUAAGACAGCUACUCCUCAACAAGCUCAAGAUGUUCACAAGGCACUAAGAGAAUACAUAGCUAAAAAUAUUGGAGCAGAUAUUGCAAAGAGUAUUAGAAUUCAAUACGGUGGAUCUGUUACUGGAGCUAAUUGUGUAGAAUUGGCAGCUAUGCCUGAUAUAGAUGGAUUUUUGGUUGGUGGCGCAUCUCUGAAACCAGAGUUUGUUAACAUCGUUAAUGCCAGACAGUAGAUGAUCAACUCGAGUGUUCCAAAUAGUAUUCAAAAAUUUCUGUACAUCAAAUAUAAAAAAUAAGUUUAUGUAUUAAUUCUGUUGAUUAAAUCUUUUGUUAUGCUUCAGUAUUCUUUGGUCCAGUAUUUAAUAAUAAGAAAACAAAUAUUAAUAAAUGCAAAAACAUUUAUUCUUGGCAAAAUAACAUCAAUACAUUUAAAAUAAAUGACAAGAAGUAUGAUCACAGUUUAUGUUAAACAACAGUCGUAUUGUAUAUCUAAAAUUAUCUAUAAUACAAUUUUAGUUGCUUCACUUCAGAAGAAAAUAAAUCACAAUUAAUUGUAUACAUUUUUUGGUAUGCCACCAUACAGUCAUUAGAAAGCAACUGUUCAUAAUAUUUAGUAUAGUACUGGAGAAAAGAAACUAAAUAAAAAUAUCAAAACUUGCAUUACUUUAAUAUCAUGUGUGUAAUUUUUCUUCCUCUAAUAUACCAAGCCUAUUUCAGAACUCUUUUUUUAAACCUGCAGUUGUUUAGAUAUAAAUUACAAGUUAUCUUUUGAUUUCAUUUCUAUUUUGUCGAGGUUCAUUUCACUAAUGUGUUAGCUCCACAAGAUAUCUUUUAUGACUAUUGGGUAUUUUGAUUUGUAUUAUUUUUCCAGCUGGAAAUCUUAUCUAUAUUUCUGAUGUAUCUACUCUGUUUCAAAGGAAUAAGUCCUUAUUGGUAUCAUAUAUGAUUCACCUCUGUGUACUUCAUCAUCUAGUCUAAAAAUCUUUUUUUUUUCUGAUUAUAUUGCAUGAAUAUUUUCUAACUUUUCACUUAUACUUUUUUAUAUGUUUUUCAUGAUGAUUUUAAGUCUUUUUUUUUCAUUAAAAUCCGUUUAAAAUAGCAUGUGCAAUUUGAUGUUUCUACCUACCUAUAUCUUGAAUUAAAAUUCCUUAGCCAUUUUAUCUCUUGUCGAUACUGCUUCCCUGCAAAAAUCCAUCCAAGAGAUAUAAUUUGUAACCUUUUUUUCUGGAUUUCUGUAUUUAAUCCUUUCCUGCCAGCAGCCAUUUAUUAUCUCAACUUGAUGUACAUUAAGACAAAUUAAUUUUGAAUCGGUUUCUUAGAUUUGUUCUUUGGCAAACAAUAAUUCAAAAAUAAAAAAUAUACAGCAUUUGUUUUGAAACAUUUAAACUAUUCGGUUUUGUAUGUUCACCUAAACAGAAAGAGAUCCUUUAUCAUUUGUAAGUUGAUAAUGAUUCCUUAAAUUUGUAGUCGGACUACAAGUUAUAUGAAAACUUUAGCAGACCGAAAAAUGUAUUUGUUAAAUAUUAAGAAUAGAAUCACAAUUUUUAAUUGCAUAUUUUUUUACAUUCAGUGAUUCAUGUCAUGUAAAAAGAUUUCUUUGAACAUUCACCAGUUAUACAAAAAAAAACUUUGCAACUAUAAAAAGAAUUAACAGGUACAAUAUUUACUUGUUCUUUCGCAUAAUCUCAUCAUAAUUUUAAUAUAAGCCUCUCUUCCAGGAAUGAUAAAGUAAUUUGUCAGGAAAUUAUGAUUUUUUUUCAAAUGGCAUUCCAAUGCUCUGCCCUCCAUAACAAAACAAACAUAUUUGGUUUAACAGUUUGAGAAACACCUGUACCCAUCAUGGGGCUUGGAAGAGGAGUACCAGUCGCAACAGGUACGUCUGUAUAUCUGGCUAAUAAAUUACGGUAUCCUCUUCCAAUCGUAGCAAUCAAUGGAACUUUAUUAAGAUUUCCAGAAUUUCCUUUUCCGGUGUGAAGAGGAACGAUCGCUCUUAUUUCUUCUUCAUAUGGUCGAAAUAUUGUAAUUGGACGGAGAGUAAAACGCUCUGCUAUUAUCACACAACCCCAGGUUGUUCCUAUGUACAGUUCAUCAUUAAGAGAUACUAGACUUGUUACCUUAAAAAAAAGUAAUAAAUAAAUGAAACCAUAGUUUUAACUUUGUAUCUUAUGGAAGACUAAUGUAUAAACUAGUGUAAAUUAAAAAUUGAACUUAUAUCAGUUGUGAACCAGAUUACUGAUAUUUGAAAUCUCAAUAACAUAAUGGAAAUAAAGUAUUUAUUUUUG